Cotesia glomerata is the source of this 1446-nucleotide messenger RNA. RefSeq names its product E3 ubiquitin-protein ligase FANCL (gene Fancl). The record is from RefSeq and is a predicted model, not a curated record. Gene Ontology annotation, biological process: interstrand cross-link repair; protein monoubiquitination. NCBI's taxonomy places the organism in Eukaryota, Metazoa, Arthropoda, Insecta, Hymenoptera, Braconidae. The transcript has 6 exons. The coding region runs from base 149 to 1294 and encodes 381 amino acids. Gene Ontology annotation, molecular function: ubiquitin protein ligase activity. Gene Ontology annotation, cellular component: nucleus; Fanconi anaemia nuclear complex.
AAGAAUAUCAAAUAUCAAAUGAAUCACGUGUUCGGAAUUUUUCCGGCUUUUUAAGUUGAUUAAUAUCAUUUAUUUAUUGCAUUGUCAUAACGUUGGAUAUUAUAAAUAUAUUUAAUAAAGUAUUUUUUAAUAUAAAAAGUAUUUAAACAUGAACGAGUACGAAGAGUUAUUAAAAUGGUAUCCACAACUAAUAUUGAUAUCUAAAAAUCCAGUAACAUUGCACGGUUUAUUGAAUAUAAACAACAAUUAUCAGAUAGAAAUGAAACUAAAAGUGCCUAAAUAUCCAUCAUUGAAACACGCAACUGUUCACUUUGGUAAAAAAAUAUCAUUGAUGUAUGGUACUGAUUUUAGUGUAAAAAUUAAUGAUUUAUUGCGUGGUAAAAAUUCUAUUAUGUCGUUUUUAAAUCAGUUACAAAAACUAAUGGAAACAAUUAUCAAAGAAAAGCACGUUGAUACUAUUGUCGAUGCUGAUUGGUUUGAUAAUUAUAAUUUAGAAGAAUUAAAAUCUGCUUUAAUUAUUCCUGAUGUAAAUAUCUAUGCUAGCAGUGGCUUAGAAAUAAUUAAAUUGACGUACAAAGAUAUUUCAAUAAAAUUGAAACAAACAAAAUCGUACAACAAUCCUUGGAUUAUUGUGUCAUCGGAUUUACCUGAACAAAGAACUCUUCCAGCACUUGAAACAUGCAUAUCAACAUUGACUGAAGCUGCAGAGGCUCUUAAAACAAGAGUCGAUUCAUUGGAAAAUAUUUGGAUUGAUUUGAGAGAUAUUGAUAACAACUGUUGGGUGAUUGACCCUGUGAAACCAAAGCCUUCUCAUCUUUACCGAAGAAUUUACAUAAAUCCAGCCUUAUCACUUCUCAUAACUCCAGAUCCUUCUUCUUCUGAACGUUUGCAAGAAAUAAAAGUACUUGGGAGCGAUAAUGAAGUAGCUAAAUGUCAAAAUACCAUUACAGAAAAUUUAGAAAAAUGGUCUGGUGAUAGAUCAAUCAUUGAAAAUCUAUUAGAUUUACUAGAUAUUGACGAAUUACCUCGUCCACCAGAUGAAAACCGUCCAGUACAACCAAAUGACGGUAUUGUUGAUGAUCAUGAAUGCUGUAUUUGUUUCUCGAUGGAAUCAGACAGCGGUGAAACACCAUCAGAAGUUUGUAAUAAUGAAAAAUGUCAACGUUAUUUUCAUUCUUCAUGUCUUCUUCAGUGGUUACAAGUGGUAGCAGGGAAUCAAAUUUUUUUCGAUCGUAUUCAUGGUUUUUGCCCAAACUGUAAUACGAAUAUAUCAUGUGCGAUCGUAAGUAACUAAACAUUCCCAGAGUACUAUUUAUUUAUUUAAACACAUGAUAAUUCAUAAAAUUACACUCUACGAUCCAUUUUUCAAGAGAAAGAUUGAAUUUUUCUGUACCACAAAUCAAAACUAAAGAGCUGCUCGCCGAAUAAUUAUCUAAAAUACAUUUA